This is a messenger RNA of Actinia tenebrosa (Australian red waratah sea anemone), 1136 nucleotides long. RefSeq lists its product as uncharacterized. Lineage: Eukaryota; Metazoa; Cnidaria; Anthozoa; Actiniaria; Actiniidae. The record is from RefSeq and is a predicted model, not a curated record.
UUUCUCCGAGUUAUUCCGUUAUUCUGUGGAAAGGAUGCAAUCUGCUUCAUCAGUAAUGAAAAAAACGAUGAAUCCAAAUGGAUUGUUGUUUGUUGAGUAAGAAUAAAACAUACAAGUUAACUAAGGGGAAUCUUUGGGAUACAUGAAUCAUUGAUUCUGUGACGCACACUAAUGAUGGCGUUUCCUUCAUUCUACAUGAAGUUCCUGGAAGACAAAGUAGAAUCAUGGACAGCAACGGAAAAGGGUCCUUAAGACUGUAAGAGUACAAGAUACAGAUUCCUUGAGUUAGUAAAGGAUUACGUAAUGAAGUAGAACAACAAGUACAAUAGACGAGCGUUAUUAGGAAUCUGGUGUGAUCUUUUUCCGUUGUUGAUACGGCGCUGAGUCGAUGUUACCCCAUCUUUUAGCUUGAUGCUUUUAGCGUUUUAGAAAAUUCACCCAAAAUAGAUUAGCAGGUUUACAGAAGGAAUGAUGGCUAUAAAAGAACAAGGAGUCCACAACAAGAGCCACAUUCCAACAGUCGACAGUGAAAAGACAAGAUACAACAAGAGAAAGAAAAUAAGAAAGAAAGAUUGGAACAACAAUGGAGUCUACAAGAACACAGGUCAUCAUCACAGCUGUUCUUCUUGUCAUACUUGCGGCUUUCUCCUUGGCCCAACCUCUGAGUAAACCAGAUAACAACGACGUUGCUCCUGGUAACCAAACAAGCGCGUCAUCAUCGCAACAGGGCCAGAUAAUUACAGUCGAUGCUACUGCACCCAAUAAAGCGAUGUUUAGAAAGACAAGAAAUGGCAACUUGUGUGUUGAGAGGAGAAUAACUAGAGUAUUCUACUUCAGGUAUGCUGUGACGGGUAUUGCUGUCUGUCAYAAGGGAUGUACUGCAAAGACAAAGGCUCUACGACUUGGAAAUGGACGAUGGGUUGUUGUCAAUAGCGACUGUURCUAGGCAACGAAUUUGUCAAUGAUGAAUGAAUAUAUUUAUUAGAAUAUGAUAUUUGUAGAAUAGAAACAUUAAGUUGCAAGUCGACUGACAAAUUGAAUGGAUAAAUACCAUAUUGGUUAGCAAACAAGUAAAAAUGUCAAACAUUUGUCAAUGAAUUAAUAAUGAGUUGAUAAUUAUCUGCAAAUAAAUAUAU